CACCGUCGCCGUUUUCCGGUGCCAGUUUCCAAAGAUGAGCAAAUGUGGGAAUUCGACAGUGCCGUCCAAGUCGGAAGAGGUCAAGCCGGGCGCUCAGGAUUCGCCCAAACCGUGCGCGGACCUAGCAGCGACAGGUGAGCGAGCGAUGCCGAGUGCAGAAGCCAAAGGAACUCCAGAAGCUGCUAGGGCUGUUGAGCCUGCCGCUGCUGACGCAAACAGUGUGAAAACAGAAGGGGCCCUACUGAGACCUGCCCAGAAGGUCGAAGAAGAUAAUAAGAUCAUCUGCAACGUUGCAGUGACCAUUUCACCAAUCCUCGAUGGCAUAGACCAUCAGGCAGGCACAGAUUCUAAGGUCGGCACAGACCAUCAGGCCGGCACAGACAAUAAGGCCGGCACAGACCAAAAAGCUGGCACAGACCUUAAGGCCGGCACAGACCAUCAGGCUGGCACAGACCAUCAGGCCUGCACAGACCAUCAUGAGGAGGAGCACAGGCCAAAAGGACCCAAAGUAAAUGAAAUAUCUCUGGAAGGUAUCGGGCUCGAUGACACGUUCGUCGAUUUCAACCAUUCCCGCAUUGGGAAAGUGUCAAACUUGGAACCCCUGCGGAAAGUAGAGGUUUUAAUAUUUAGGAACAACUUGCUGAAGAAGAUCGAAAAUGUGCAGAUGUUGGUAACGCUGAAGGAGCUAGAGUUUUACGACAACCAAAUUACAAAGAUUGAGAAUCUUGAUGGUCUGGUUAACCUUGAAAUCCUGGACAUCUCGUUCAACCGGUUAACGAAAAUUGAAAACCUCGAGAGCCUCGUGAAGCUAAAAAAACUUUUCCUGGUGAACAACAGGAUCACAAAAAUUGAGAACCUCGACACACUUGUCAACCUUGAGUUGCUUGAGCUGGGUUCCAACCGAAUAAAGGUCAUUGAGAACAUGGACCGACUGGUAAAUGUUAAAAACCUUUUCUUGGGAAAGAACAAGAUCUCCAAGCUUCAAAACCUCGAACACCUCAAGCAACUGGAACUGCUUAGUAUUCAAAGUAACCGAAUAGUGAAACUUGAAGGGCUGAGUGAGAACAGGAAUCUCUGCCACUUGUUCAUGUCUCACAACGGCAUUGAGCAAAUUGAAAACCUUGAAAACAAUGUGAAACUAGAAACCUUAGACCUCGCGGCCAACAAGAUCAAGCACCUGACCAACAUUAAACAGCUUGUCAACUUAGAAGAAUUUUGGUUUAACAACAACUUGAUAGAAAACUUCGAAGAAGUGGAAGUGCUUCGGAAUUUCCCCAAGCUGGCGACAGUCUACUUACACAGCAACCCCAUCGAGAAGGACCCUAUGUACAGGCGCAAGAUCAUGAUGAUAUCUUCAAGUGUGACGCAGAUCGAUGCCACAAUGUGCCGCAAGUAGCCAGCAACGCUCUGGUCUACAAAACUUAUCACAGCCGCAGCCAAUGUGGCUCAGGGUUCUUUCAUGCGCCAGAGGCUUGCUAAAACCUAGUUUCGUUGGCUCUUGAAAUAACAGGUGCCACAGUCAUCAGCCAAAGAACCGAGAAGCAGAGUUUUGAGCAUGUUGGAAAGUUUAGACGGCAAAGACCUCUUUGUUGUUUCGUUUGUGUGCUGAAUAAAUUUUGGUUGGAAGUGUCGUUGGUCUUAUGAAAAGUAGGCCGGCAUUUCUUGUCCAUUUUGUACUCACUGAGGCCAAGUGCUCUGCCUGUAGGUUGUGAAUCUCUAAAUUAGAACCCUAAGGCAGACCACCAAAAGUGUCAGUCAGCAAUGUCAACAAGGUAAGCUGACAGCAAUGCAUUGUUAACAAUACAUUCAGUUACUGAUCAUACCUCUUUCCUGGCUCCAUUUUUGUACAAGAAGCAGCUGCAGGCAAGCAGGCUUGCGAUGUAAGUGCUCGUUUGUAAUAUACUUCUGCUUGCAGUUUUGAGUAAAGAACCAAAUGUUUUAGUAAGUCUUAUAGGAAAUAUGUUUAUGUGAACCCAUCACGCAGCAUGGAAUCAUGUGCUUAUUUUGUACUGCAAAGAUACCUCUUGUUGUAUUGAGCUAACAGGACAUUAUGAUUUUUAACGAUUCAUUGAGGUAACUAACCAAGACAUGUAAUUUAAGACACUCUAGUUUACUGUGUUACAGUGCACUCUUUAUAGAUCUGCAUGAAAAUUUGUUCUAGAGAGUUAGGAGGUUUGAAUAUGUUGACAUGCAUAAGUCUGCUGUACUUAUAACUUUGCUGUGCAUAAACCUUUUCUCUCCUAUAUGUGUAUUUAAUGUAUUAUAAUUCAUGUAAUACAAGCUGAGUACUUUUGCAAAAAUAAAAAUUUUUAAUGCACUUUC
Messenger RNA from Rhipicephalus microplus (southern cattle tick), 2322 nucleotides. RefSeq lists its product as uncharacterized. NCBI's taxonomy places the organism in Eukaryota, Metazoa, Arthropoda, Arachnida, Ixodida, Ixodidae. The record is from RefSeq and is a predicted model, not a curated record. Gene Ontology annotation, molecular function: protein binding.